Echinostoma caproni is the source of this 459-nucleotide messenger RNA. Lineage: Eukaryota; Metazoa; Platyhelminthes; Trematoda; Plagiorchiida; Echinostomatidae. The record is from the annotation of a GenBank genome assembly.
AUGGUUAUCACAUCUGAAAUCAUCCUAACUAUUCUAAAUUUUUCCCGCCGUACUCAGGCUCAGCAAUUGCUUUCGCGAUUGGGCGUUCGCUCAAUUCCUAACCUCACAGAUUAUGAGGUCGGUAUUGCUGUAAAUCUGGUCGAUACACGCGUCCUGACCACGGACUGGGACUCUAUCGGUGGUCUAGAUCCCAUCAUAGAGGAGAUACAGGAAUCUGUGAUUCAACCAUUUCAACAAGUCAAACUUCUUCCUUAUCCGUCACGCCUACUCAAACCCCCCAAGGGCGUCCUUCUGUUUGGGCCACCGGGUUGCGGAAAGACAAUGCUGGCUCGAGCCAUGGCUCGUGCUGCUAACGCGUACUUCAUUAAUUUACAGACCGAGUCAACGCCCAAGUGUUUUGCCAAGCCUGCACCGAAAGUGACAGCCUGUGGACCUCGAUCCACGUCUUAUCCGCUCUAA